Molecule: messenger RNA, 2396 nt
Organism: Hyaena hyaena (striped hyena)
Lineage: Eukaryota; Metazoa; Chordata; Mammalia; Carnivora; Hyaenidae
Product: acyl-coenzyme A thioesterase 1-like
Exons: 3
Coding region: 1-1359 (452 amino acids)
Biological process (GO): fatty acid metabolic process; acyl-CoA metabolic process
Molecular function (GO): fatty acyl-CoA hydrolase activity
Source: RefSeq, a predicted model, not a curated record
AUGGUGGCCUCCUCUGCGGCUAUACUGCGAGCUUCUGGACUCCGCCUAUGGGGUCAGCUGCCAGGCUCUCCAAAGCUAUGGUCUGGUGGCCGGGUCUCGUGGGCACCUGCCCGGAAGAUAGCGACCUGGAGCCUGGAACCUGAGGGCCGCUGCGGCUGGGACGAGCCGGUGCGCAUCGCCGUGCGAGGUCUGUUCCCGGGACAGCCCGUCACGCUGCGCGCGUCCCUGCGCGACGAGAAAGGCGCGCUCUUCCGGUCCCACGCGCGGUACGAAGCGGACGCCGGCGGCGUCCUGGAUCUGGCGCGCGCGCCCGCGCUGGGCGGCAGCUUCACGGGGCUCGAGCCCAUGGGGCUGCUCUGGGCCCUGGAGCCCGAGAAGCCCUUGGUGCGGCUGGUGAAGCGGGACGUGCAGACGCCCUUCGCCGUGGAGCUGGAGGUGCUCGAGGGCCACGAGCCGGAGGCCGGGCACCUCCUGGGCCGGACGGUGCUGGAGCGCGCCUUCCUGCGGCCGGGGGUGCGGCGGGUGCCGGUGCGCGAGGGCCGGGUGCGCGCCACGCUCUUCCUGCCGCCAGAACCUGGGCCCUUCCCUGGAAUUGUUGACAUUUUUGGAGUUGGAAGUGGCCUUCUGGAAUAUCGAGCUUGUCUGCUGGCUGGGAAGGGUUUUGCUGUGAUGGCUCUAGCUUAUUAUAACUAUGAAGACCUCCCCAAGAGCAUAAAGACCCUCCACCUGGAGUACUUUGAAGAAGCUGUGAACUACCUGCUGGAUCACCCUCAGGUAAAGGGUCCAGGAGUAGGGCUACUUGGGAGUUCCAAAGGAGGUGAUCUCUGCCUCUCCAUGGCCUCGUUCCUGAAGGGCAUCUCCGCUGCUGUCAUAAUCAAUGGCUCUGUGGCCAAUGUUGGGGGAACCUUACGCUACAAGGAUGAGACCUUGCCUCCUGUGGGCUUGGACCCAAGUCGAGUCAAGCUGACCAGAGACGGCUUGGUGGACAUUCUGGAUGUGUUGAAUAGCCCUUUGGAAGGACCUGACCAGAAGAGUUUCAUUCCUGUGGAAAGGGCUGAGAAUGCCUUCCUGUUCCUAGUAGGUCAGGAUGACCACAACUGGAAGAGUGAGUUCUAUGCUAAUGAGGCCUCUAAGCGCUUACAGGCCCAUGGUAAGGAGAAGCCCCAGAUCAUCUGUUACCCUGGGACAGGGCACUAUAUUGAGCCUCCUUACUUCCCCAUGUGCCAGGCUUCCCUACACACCUUGGUGGGCGGUCCUGUCAUCUGGGGAGGGGAGCCUAGGGCUCAUGCCAUGGCCCAGGUAGAUGCUUGGAAGCAGCUCCAGACUUUCUUCCACAAACACUUGGGUGGGAAAAGUUAGGUGGGCUCUCUUGAAAAUAUAACCCAGUAUUUGAAGGUUGUGAGUGUGAGACUGAUACAUGCUAAGUAUCAGUGAAAGACAGUUCAGCUGAAGUCUUAUGGUAAAACUGUUGGGUUUUCAUUCCUUUCUCUUUAAAUAACACUCCUAUUAAAAAUAGUCUCUGGGGAAUAAGUUUAGGAAGUCCCUGUGCUUACACCAGUGGGUUAACAAGGUUUAGGAUGAAAGCAUCCAAGAUUAUGUAAAUAGGGGCAAAAGCACCCCCAGCAUAGUACAAAAGCAGAAAGCUGCUUUCACAGGACAGAAGGUCCAGAACGGGUUAGUGAGUAAAUAGGGUGAAGUUGCCCAGAGCAGAGCUAAUUAGCAAAAGAAAGGUGCCCUGUUUACCAUGAGGAAGCAUGCUCUCUGUGUCUUAUCCCCUAGGCAAGUUAAGAUAAACAUACACAGUGCCUCAUGCCUGUCAUAAGCAACCAUCCACUCAGUGCAGAUUUUGUUCUGCAUUGACCCAAACCCCUAACACCGAAUAUCUUCGAAACCCCCUUUCUCUCACACACGAGUUAAUGUUCAAGGUUUCAUGGUCUCUUUCUGAAUGUCCAUCACGUUUGUAAGCCUUCUGAUCCUAAUAAAAAUGGAGCAGGGGCCCUUACUUGGGCUCUUGUCCCCUCCUGGACAUUAGCCUCUCUCGCAUUUAAUUCUGCGUCCACUCUCUUGCUAGACAAGAGAGAACUCCAGACUCAAAGUCUGUGACAAGUCUCAUACAAACAAUGUCAGGAAUGAAAAGAGAGCCUUAAGUAUAAGCAACUUUAGUUAAAGCUUAAAUAUUGGGACAUUACAGAUAAAGCUACUGUUUCCUUUCAGUGCUCUCAGCCUUGUCUCCACUGUCGGUGAGCAAGAAUUCCUGUCAGACCAUAGGUCCUUCUAGCUGGACCAAGAAUCAAAUUGACAUGAGACGUAUUAAUAGGAGAGAAUCAAAUUUGAUAGCAUAUGCACAGGAAAUAUACACAGACAUGGAAAUAUAUUUACAAUUAUAGAAAAAGAAA